AUGAGCAAGACUGAGCCUCUUCUUGUAUUGCUUGCGAUUUUGGUUCUUGUAUCUCAAGUAUUCUCAAUUCCUGUUGAUAAUCCUGAGCCUACAACUGAAGAACCAGUUAUUCUUCCACCUGAGCCACUCAGUAAAAUAGUUUUUGUGAAUGAUCUACCACCAGAAGAAACUCUUCAAUUUGAAUUCGCUCGUGGAGCACGGGUCUAUGUUGCUUCUUCAAGAGAUAUAGAAGCAGAUUCUUAUGAGGAAAACAUUCAUAUUUUUGCCCCAAAUCUGGACGGAGAAUCCAAAAAAAUGAGUGAAGUUGGAAGGAAAGUGGAUAGUGAGACUGGGGAGAAGCAGCCAGUUUUUGAAGAUUUACGGUAUAGUAUUUCAAUUCGAAACAAUAAUGAUGAAAAGUCAAAAACCAAGAAUCCAGGAAUAAUUUAUUUCUUAUUGGCACCUGAUGAUGAACACGUUUCUUAUGUCUUUGAAUCUACUCGUCAAGAGAAACGGACCAUUUUCAUUCAAUCGAAUAACAUUGAAAACCAUUAUGUAACUCUUCUGAAUCCAUCUGGAGCUGUCAGAAUCACCAAUAUUCAUAAUAUUGAUGGAUUAACUGCUCUAACUGUGUCUGCUGGAGGACUUGAAGAGACAAAAAGCUCCAAUUUUACAAUUCAUGAUAUCGGAAAAGAUGCAUCUCAAACUGUCGCUCCAUUGUUUUUUGUUGAGCCAGUGCUCACAUUUCGUAAACAACUAUCACUUUUCCCUUCGUCGUUUGAAAUUACAGCGAAAGGAGUUGAAAUCCAAAACCAGGUAGUGAUUCCAAUGAAAUGGUCUGAUUGGUCAUUAGGAAUGUCACCGAAUUAUAUGCUCCGAAAUGAAUCAAACUCAUUCAAAUAUGUGUUCAAUUCAUCUAUUGAAGAUUCUCAAUUUGAUGUUCAGAUGUUUGGAGAAAUUUCAGCAGACAGUUCUCUGACUAUUUCUUAUAAUGGAAUUGAGGGAGCUGGAAGUGAAAGUUUUCAAAAGAAACAUCUAAAGAGAUUGAGUAAAUCAUUGAAGGCUCAAUCAUUAACAGUUGAAUAUAAAAGAGCAGAAAGUGAUACAACAAGAGGAGUUCUUGUUAGAGUUGAAUGUUCUCGUGAGUUUACUAAAUUAUAA
This is a messenger RNA of Caenorhabditis remanei, 1140 nucleotides long. RefSeq lists its product as uncharacterized. Lineage: Eukaryota; Metazoa; Nematoda; Chromadorea; Rhabditida; Rhabditidae. The coding region runs from base 1 to 1140 and encodes 379 amino acids. The record is from RefSeq and is a predicted model, not a curated record. The transcript is spliced from 8 exons.